GAAAUGCAACCAACAUUUAAAGGAACUUGGGCAUUUUCAGAAUUGAACAUUCAAACAUUUUCGAAGAUUUCAGAAUUGAACAUUUCAACAUUUCGAAUUUUUCAAAUUUUUCAUUUUUUUCAAAUUUUAGGAAUUUUUCCAAGUUCGCCCCAGAAAAAAUUUUUUACCAAAAUUAGUUCAGCUCCGCGCGCAUAGACAUACGAACCCUUGCGCGUACCUACACUUGUGCAUACACGCGUAAUUCUCUCCAUUCACAUAUAACAUGCAUGCACCCGUGCGUACGUUUAUUCUGAACAUGGUUAUUCCGCUUGUUCCCUUUUUCUUUGCUUGAAAUUUACCACCCUUUCAUUUUAACCCUUCCAAGCAAGCCACGUAGUUUAAAAAAUAAAAUGGAUAUUUUCAACUGCCAAUACUGCUCAGUAUCUCCGUUCGAUUACAUCUUAGAUUUUAUCUAUGGCGAAAAGCCACCGAAAAAGGAGGAAAAAAAAAGCUCCAAUGUGACGUACGACGAUAGCACCAGUAACAACGUAUCUCAAGUUUUGUCCAAAGUAGGAGAUCAAGUGGAGAAAAGAUCCACGAACGAAAUCUUGCUCCUAUGUCGAGCAUGGGAGAAUUACGUGCACCCCAGGGCCAAGGAAUACUGGAAGGAUUCGCAGCAACUUCAAAAUAUUUUAUGCAAAAUCGCAAACGGCAUCGCCAAAAAUGACGACCCCAUUUUGGGAGAUGACUAUGCAUGUGUCUUUUGGUACGGAGACAAGAACAAAAACGACAACUGCCCUAUCAUAUCGGUGAAAAAGGGAAAUGACAACGUAGAAACCAUCACGUAUGUUAACCGAGUGCUCAUUUUUCUGUAUGCAGACGAAGCCAGCUUUCAGGAACUGCAGAAAAAACCGAAGAAGGCCUUUACCAUGGCGUGUGGGAAUAUUAACUGCAUCAAUUUGACGCACAUUUCUCUAGACGAUUAGGCUUGUGUGGGUUAUCGGCACCAGGAGAUGUUUCUAGGGCUACUACGGAGGUGGUUGAAGCCAGAAAUAGUUACAACAAAGUAACUUCCUAGCGGUACCACUUCACACCAAUGGUGAGUCAAUAAACGGCC
Plasmodium coatneyi is the source of this 1096-nucleotide messenger RNA. RefSeq lists its product as uncharacterized. The record is from RefSeq and is a predicted model, not a curated record. The coding region runs from base 390 to 965 and encodes 191 amino acids. The transcript has 4 exons. Lineage: Eukaryota; Apicomplexa; Aconoidasida; Haemosporida; Plasmodiidae.